Molecule: messenger RNA, 2147 nt
Organism: Phasianus colchicus (ring-necked pheasant)
Lineage: Eukaryota; Metazoa; Chordata; Aves; Galliformes; Phasianidae
Source: RefSeq, a predicted model, not a curated record
CACCCAGAACACAUUACAUUGCAUUGCAUUGCACACCCAGAUUGCACCGCAAGCCCCGACCGAACCUCUAACCUUUCUCUUCUCCUCCGUUCUCUUGCAGCACCACCCGGGCCCCUGAUUGCAAACGAUGCCCGUUGGCCAUGCCCCCUCCCCCCCUUAGGAUGCCGCCGCCUCUCCCCCCUCUGCUGCCGCCUCCUCCUCUGCUCCUUUUGCUUCUGCUGCUUCUCCCCCCUCCGUCCAGCACCGCCUCCCCCCCCCCCUCGUGCCCGGCCGCUUGCACUUGCAGCAAUCAAGCAAGCCGUGUGAUUUGCACCAGAAAACAACUUCAAGAAGUUCCGGGCAGUAUUUCAGUCAACACCCGUUACCUCAAUUUACAAGAAAAUCACAUCCAAGUCAUCCGAACCGACACCUUCAAACACCUUCGGCACCUGGAAAUCCUGCAGCUCAGCCGCAAUUUGCUGCGCCAGGUCGAAGUGGGGGCUUUUAACGGCCUCCCCAACCUCAACACCUUGGAGCUUUUCGACAACAGGUUGACCACGGUCCCCACUCAAGCUUUCGAGUAUUUAUCCAAGCUGAGGGAGCUUUGGUUGAGGAACAACCCGAUCGAAAGCAUCCCUUCUUACGCCUUCAACCGGGUGCCGUCCUUACGCAGGUUGGACCUGGGCGAGCUGAAACGUUUGGAGUACAUCUCCGAAGCCGCCUUCGAAGGCUUGGUUAACUUGAGAUAUUUGAACCUGGGGAUGUGUAACUUGAAAGAGAUCCCCAACCUGACGGCUUUGGUGAGGUUGGAAGAGUUGGAAUUAUCCGGGAAUCGUUUGGGGAGGGUGAAACCGGGUUCUUUCCAAGGUCUGAGCAGCUUGAGGAAGCUUUGGUUGAUGCACGCCCGGGUGGCGGCGGUCGAACGCAACGCCUUCGACGACCUGAAAGCCUUGGAAGAGUUGAAUUUGGCUCAUAACGAGCUCAGCUCGUUACCCCACGACCUCUUCGCCCCGUUGCACCGCUUGGAAAGGGUCCACCUCCACCACAACCCCUGGCGCUGCGACUGCGACGUGCUUUGGUUGGCCUGGUGGUUGAGGGAAACGGUGCCCAGCAACACCAGUUGUUGCGCCCGGUGCCACGCGCCCCCGCCGUUAAGGGGGAGGUAUUUAGGGGAAUUGGAACCGGGACAUUUCACCUGUUACGCCCCGGUUAUCGUAGAACCGCCGGCGGAUCUGAACGUCACCGAAGGGAUGGCGGCCGAAUUGAAAUGCCGAACCGGGACGGCGAUGACUUCGGUGAAUUGGUUGACGCCGAACGGGACUUUGAUGACGCACGGUUCGUACCGGGUGAGGAUCUCGGUUUUGCACGACGGCACGCUCAAUUUCACCAACGUCACCGUGCAAGACACGGGCCAGUACACCUGCAUGGUCACCAACGCCGCCGGCAACACCACGGCUUCCGCCACGCUCAACGUUUCGGCUGUGGACGCCGCCGCCGCCGCCGCCGCCGCCGCGGCAACCGGUUACACCUAUUUCACCACCGUCACCGUGGAGACGACGGAUGGAGGAGGUGCUGGCGGUGCAAACGGUGAGGAUACGGCCCUCCAAACCGCCCCGCUGCCGACGAUGGGUUGGGAUGCUUUGCCCGCCGGCGUAUCGACGGCGGCGCCGGCGACGCGUGCUACCGGGAAGCCUUACACCGUUCCCAUCACCGCCGCCGCCGCCGGCGGUGCUGCGGUGGGAAACGGUUUGGGUGGAGGUUUGCAGGAUUUAGACGACGUCUUGAAAACCACCAAAAUCAUCAUCGGGUGUUUCGUGGCCAUCACCUUCAUGGCGGCCGUCAUGCUGGUGGCUUUCUAUAAGCUGAGGAAGCAGCACCAGAGGCACAAGCAUCGCGGUGGGGCGGCCAGGGCGGUGGAAAUCGUCAACGUGGAGGACGAGUUGGGUGCUGGGGGUACAGGAGGAGGAGGAGGGGGUGGGGGUGGGGGUGGGGGUGGUGGGGGUCCGAUGGGUGACAGCCGUUUGGCGUUGCCGGCUUUGGAAAGGGAUCAUUUGGAUCGUUACGCCGCUUUCGCCGCUCAUUACGGCAACAGCGGGGCGGCGUUGGGAUGCGGGAAGAAUCCGCUCCUCAAUUCCGUCCACGAACCGCUGCUCUUUAAGAGCCCCUCC